AUGCUUUGCAAAUCGCAUUUAAAAAUACAAAUGGAAGAUGAUCCAGAAGAUUUGGUAUUUGAAGAGGGAAUGACUGACACUCCAAAUGCUAAUUAUUACCAUGAUAGUAACCUAGAAGUACAAUUUGAAAGAGAUGUUUUUGCUGGAGCGAAGAGGGCGAGGUUUUACUAUGAGGUUACUGUAGUACGCGAAAAUCAACUCAAGACGGGCGCUGGAAAACCAAAGUUUGAACAACGUCGAACCCUAGUUAAAUCAGAUGUAUUAGAUUAUGAACUUCAUCCAGAAAUUCAUGGAACGGGGAUGGAGAAUUACUACAAAACCAAAGGAAACUCAACCAACCCCCUAUGAAUUCUUUUACAUCAUAACCCCUUUUGGCCGACUUUAUUCGACUUUAAAAAAUUUUUUUAUUACAAAUAAAUUAUU
Meloidogyne enterolobii is the source of this 423-nucleotide messenger RNA. The record is from the annotation of a GenBank genome assembly. Lineage: Eukaryota; Metazoa; Nematoda; Chromadorea; Rhabditida; Meloidogynidae.